CUGAUACAUGCUGUUUUGGUAGAGAAAUAAAAAAACUAGUCAGUGAUAAAACAGGAACAGUGCAGAUCAUGGGGAAUAAAGUCCAGUACCAUUUGACCCUGGUUAUGUUAUUAACUGGAGUGUUCGGUUUGGAGCCAAUAAUUGACAUGGAUGUGGAUAAUGUGACAGUAAAGGUGACAGACACCGCCAUACUGCCGUGCGCCAUUGACUUCAUGGGAGGCCACAAGGUGGUUUGGACUGACCAGUGGUCUACAUUGUUGACCCUGGAUGACCGGCGGAUAAUUGAUGAUCCACGUGUCAGUAUAGUGCGGCCUUAUAAGCGCGACUGGAACCUGCACAUCUGGAAUGUGACGUACGAAGACCAGGGCCCGUAUGAUUGCCAGGUCAACAGUGACCCUAUACAGUCCAAGAGGGUCAUGCUAAAUGUCCUUGUACCAUCGGAGAUUGUGGACAUCCUGUCAAGCCGGGACCGGACGGUACUGGAAGGGAGCACUGCCAUCCUUGUGUGUACUGUCACUGGGGUCCCGACUCCAGAGGUCUCCUGGUACAAACUGCCAUAUGAGGGACAAUCCAGCGCCAGAGAAAGGUUAGAUUUGAAACCCGGUCUCUAUAGGGGCAUCUAUACCUGUGCUUACACAGUUCGGCAAACAGUGAUUGGGAAAGCUGGAGAGCUGCUCUUUAUUCACAACAUUUCCCGCUUCUGUGAUGGAACAUACGAAUGUGUCGCUUAUAAUGGCGUUGACCCGGCAGUCACCCGCAGGAUGAAGGUCUUCGUUGAAUUUCGCCCAGAGGUGAAUAUGCUGACGAAGCAUAUCGGGCAGUAUGUCGGGCGGGAUACAGUUCUGUACUGUGAGGUCGUUGCCAACCCACACGGCGUCAUGGUCUGGAAAAAAGAUCGACGAGAUAUUGACUUGAUGAACAAGGAAAAGUAUACGGUGGACUAUUAUAAUGGUAACAUAGGUACCUUCAAGAAAACGCUCAUUCUGCAGAUACAUAAUAUCCAAGUGGAGGACUUUGGGAAAUAUGUCUGCUUUGCACGGAACAGCAUUGGUCAAAACAAAGAGUCCAUGAUAUUGUAUGAUUAUUCAGUACAUGAUUCACCGCCAACCAUCAUGCCUGAAACGAGUGUUAUAGAACCAUUUGCGAAAGCCCCCUCAAAAACUCCAACAACACAGAAGCCUGAUGAUAUUGAAAUACCCAGAGAAGGAAGCGGUGUUGGGACUGACAAAGAGUUAUUCCUGAAUGCUGUGACACAAGGCGCAAACAGACCGAACAAACCCUCAACAACUCUGAAUACACAUAAGCCCGACGCUAUUGAAAUACUUGGCCAAGGAAACGAUGAUAGGACUGACGGGGAGGUAUUUGCUAUUGAUGUGACAACAGGCAUCGGGCCACAACAGCCAAACAGGCCAAACCAGUCAGGUGAUGAAACGUUGCCCCCUGGAUCAAGUGUGAAAGGAGGUGAGGAUCCGUGCCCUACUAGUGCCUCGUCAGAAUUAUACUCCAUCAGCCUUAUCAGCUCAUUGCUAUUAUCAUACACUGUUAGUUUCUAUAAAGUUCUGUAG
Mya arenaria is the source of this 1565-nucleotide messenger RNA. RefSeq names its product opioid-binding protein/cell adhesion molecule homolog. The coding region runs from base 69 to 1565 and encodes 498 amino acids. The transcript is spliced from 10 exons. Gene Ontology annotation, cellular component: neuron projection. The record is from RefSeq and is a predicted model, not a curated record. Lineage: Eukaryota; Metazoa; Mollusca; Bivalvia; Myida; Myidae.